Messenger RNA from Penicillium taxi, 603 nucleotides. Its product is annotated as NudC domain-containing protein. Gene Ontology annotation, biological process: protein folding. The record is from RefSeq and is a predicted model, not a curated record. The transcript is spliced from 3 exons. NCBI's taxonomy places the organism in Eukaryota, Fungi, Ascomycota, Eurotiomycetes, Eurotiales, Aspergillaceae. Bases 1 to 603 code for a protein of 200 amino acids. Gene Ontology annotation, cellular component: cytoplasm.
AUGUCUUCCGCCGAUCCUGAACAGAACCUCUCCCCGGCAGAAUUAGCUGAACGUGAUCGUAAGGAGCAAGAGCGCAAGGAUCAGCAGGAAGCCGAGCAGGCCAAGCUGCCUUACAAAUGGACCCAGACUAUUCGCGACCUCGAGCUCACAGCGCCUAUUCCGGCCAACAUCAAGGGCCGCGACAUGGUCGUCGUGCUUACCAAGAGCAAGAUCCAGGUUGGCAUCAAGGGACAGGACCCUAUCAUCGAGGGUGAUUUUCCUUAUCCUAUUCUCGUCGAUGAAUCCUCUUGGACCCUCGAAACCACACCCACCCCGCCCGGCAAGGAAGUCAGCGUGCACCUUGACAAGGUGAAUAAGAUGGAGUGGUGGCCCCAUGUUGUCAAGACUGCUCCUAAGAUCGACGUCACGAAGAUCACACCCGAGAACUCGAGCUUGAGCGAUCUUGACGGAGAGACCCGCGCUAUGGUGGAGAAGAUGAUGUAUGACCAGCGACAGAAGGAAGCCGGUGGCCCGACAAGUGAUGAACAGAAGAAGAUGGAUCUUCUGAAGAAGUUCCAGGCCGAGCAUCCCGAAAUGGACUUCUCCAAUGCGCAGAUUGGCUAG